Pteropus alecto (black flying fox) is the source of this 3323-nucleotide messenger RNA. It is a transcript of the gene CHRM5, whose product is annotated as cholinergic receptor muscarinic 5. Gene Ontology annotation, molecular function: G protein-coupled serotonin receptor activity; G protein-coupled acetylcholine receptor activity. Lineage: Eukaryota; Metazoa; Chordata; Mammalia; Chiroptera; Pteropodidae. The record is from RefSeq and is a predicted model, not a curated record. Gene Ontology annotation, cellular component: synapse; plasma membrane; dendrite. Gene Ontology annotation, biological process: adenylate cyclase-inhibiting G protein-coupled acetylcholine receptor signaling pathway; gastric acid secretion; chemical synaptic transmission. The transcript is spliced from 2 exons. Bases 1634 to 3232 code for a protein of 532 amino acids.
GUGUCAAAAUAUUGGUAAUUACUGAAUCUGGGUAAUGGGUUUAUAAUCGUUCAUAUAUUUCCAUAGUUUCUUCUAAGUUUGAAAUUUUUCAUAACUUUUUAAAACAUUUAUAAGCAUUCUAUUGUCCAGAAACUUCUAAAAGGACUCUAAGGACACGUAGAAAAAUGAAGUACAAAAAUUAUAAAGCUGGCAUUUCUAGAUCUAUUCUUUUAUACUGCUAGUCAGAAUUCCAUCUAAUUUAAGAGCAUUUUAAAAUGAAGACCCUACUAAAAUUUAUACCAAGUGAUGACUCAUAACGCUUUAUUCCAAAGCAACAAAUGCAUGUGCCCAAAAGACAUGCAAAAACAAGUGUGCCUUUCACAAAAAAAAGUGGCCUUUUCCCUCCUACAAAUUUUUAAAACUCACGAUAUACUUUAAUGUCUUAAAGACUUUUUUUAAAAAAAUUAUUUUCCCUCUAGGGAAAACUAUAUCAUAAGAAAAGAGCUCAGCAAAAUUUCUGCAAAUAAUACAUAGGUAAACUACAGAGUAUUUCUUUUGGCCAAAAGGACUAACAGAGGAAAAUAAACAUUUUCAAAAGCAUUUUGGAACCUUUUUCCAGCUAAAUCUGUGCUCAGCUCUCUUUUCCCUCCCAAGAUACGUCACUUAACUGUCUGCCAAAACAACUCUAGCCCAUUCUACCUGAUCACAUUCCAAAGCUGCAGCUUUUCCUGGAUUCACUUCUCAGUGAUAAGCUGCUUGCUCAGAGAGCACCUAUCAAACCAAAUGUGAUCAUCUGUUCCUUCCUUUUCCCUUUCAGGGCAUAUUGCUGUCCAUCAGGAGAAGUAAUUAAUGGGUGUAUUAUGUAUGACAGCGUCAUCCCAUCAGCGUGCUGUCUGGUUUGAACAGCUCAUAUCAGCUCUUCAUUCAUGCCAAGUAUGCUCGCUGUCCAGAGAAAUGAUAAAGCUGUACUUCCUUUUGGAUUUUUCCCUCUCUAUUCAAAAACGGUAUACCAGAGCUAUGUGUUACAGAAGCACAAGGAGGACAGAAGAAAUCCCAUCAUCCUCUACAGAAAAGAAUCUAAUGGACUGAAAAGUUGGUAAAGGGAAAAACAAGGAAAGCAAGAGAAUACAAGAGAUCAUCAAUGCUUCUAGUCCAGAUAAUUUCUUAAAGCAACCUGAUUCGGGAGCGUGUAAAAUUCUGAAAUAUGGACAGAACUUUUCCAGAAGGUAGAACAUCUAUAGAAAGAACCAGGAUUUCUCACUGCUGAAACAUACAAUGAAUUUUUAAUAAGUUCUGAACACUCAAGUUGUCCGUGGUCAGAUCAACUGCAGUUAUCAGAUAAAGAAAGGCAAAAUUCACCCUCUAUUCUAUAAUCCUAUCCAAAUGGAAUCCUCAUCUGUUGCAUGCUGCCCUAACUAAUGCUACAGGAUUACCAGGAAUACAGAUAUAGAGACACUGCAAGAAAUCAAACAGUGGUAAAACACUAAAGGAAGUAGAGAAGGCAUUUCAGGUAUCGAAGCUUACUAUUUCCAGCCAGAGUUAAAAUUACUGAGCUUCAAACAAACCACUGCCAGAUGCUGUCCGAAAAGAGGUGAGAUAGAAAAGAGAACAGUCUAGAACCUGGCUUACUCCUAAUGUAAAUUCUUUCACCAGGAUGGAAGAAGGAUCUUACCACAAUGCAACUACUGUCAACGGUACCCCAGUAAAUCACCAGCCUUUGGAACGCCACAGGUUGUGGGAAGUCGUCACAAUCGCAGCUGUGACUGCUGUGGUAAGCCUGAUCACUAUUGUGGGCAACGUCUUAGUCAUGAUCUCCUUCAAAGUCAAUAGUCAGCUGAAGACAGUUAACAACUAUUAUCUGCUCAGCUUGGCCUGUGCAGAUCUCAUCAUUGGGAUCUUCUCCAUGAACCUCUACACUACUUACAUCCUCAUGGGACGCUGGGCUCUCGGGAGUCUGGCUUGUGACCUUUGGCUGGCACUGGACUACGUGGCCAGCAAUGCUUCCGUCAUGAACCUUCUGGUGAUCAGUUUUGACCGUUACUUUUCUAUCACAAGACCCCUGACGUAUCGGGCCAAGCGUACCCCAAAGAGGGCUGGCAUCAUGAUUGGCUUGGCCUGGCUGAUCUCCUUCAUCCUCUGGGCCCCAGCGAUCCUCUGCUGGCAGUACUUGGUUGGAGAGCGAACGGUACCACCAGAUGCAUGCCAGAUCCAGUUCCUCUCUGAGCCCACCAUCACUUUUGGCACUGCCAUUGCUGCCUUCUACAUUCCCGUUUCUGUCAUGACGAUUCUCUACUGCCGAAUCUAUCGGGAAACAGAGAAGCGGACCAAGGACCUUGCUGACCUCCAGGGCUCUGACUCCAUGGCUGAAACUGCAAAGAGAAAGCCAGCUCACAAGGCUCUGCUCAGGUCCUGCUUUAGCUGCCCUUGGUCCACACUGGCCCACAGGGAAAGGAAUCAAGCUUCCUGGUCAUCCUCCCGCAGGAGCACCUCCACCACUGGGAAGCCAUCCCAAGCCACCGGCCCAAGCACCGAAUGGGACAAAGCUGAGCAGCUCACUACCUGUAGCAGCUACCCCUCCUCAGAGGAUGAGGACAAACCCACCACUGACCCUGUCUUCCAAGUGGUCUAUAAGAGUCAGGCCAAGGAAAGCCCAAGCGAAGAAUUUAGUGCUGAAGAGACCAAGGAAACUUUUGUGAAAAGUCAAACUGAAAAAAAUGACUAUGACUCCCCAAAAUACUUCUUGUCUCCAGCUGCUGCUCACAGACCCAGGAGUCAGAAAUGUGUGGCCUAUAAGUUCCGAUUGGUGGUCAAAGCUGAUGGGACCCAGGAGACCAACAAUGGUUGUCGCAAAGUGAAAAUCAUGCCCUGCUCUUCUCCAGCUUCCAAGGAUCCUUCAACAAAAGGCCUUGAUCCAAACCUUAGCCAUCAAAUGACCAAACGAAAGAGAAUGGUCCUUGUCAAAGAGAGAAAAGCAGCCCAGACCUUGAGUGCCAUUCUCCUGGCCUUCAUCAUCACAUGGACCCCUUAUAACAUCAUGGUCCUGGUUUCCACCUUCUGUGACAAGUGUGUUCCAGUCUCCCUGUGGCACUUAGGCUACUGGUUGUGCUAUGUCAAUAGCACUAUCAACCCCAUUUGCUAUGCCCUCUGCAACAGAACCUUCAGGAAGACCUUUAAAAUGUUGCUUCUCUGCCAAUGGAAAAAGAAAAAAGUGGAAGAGAAGUUAUACUGGCAGGGGAACAGCAAGCUCCCCUGAAAAGUUAAUAACUUCCCUCAAAAGAAUGACCAUGUCAACUUCCACUGAGAAUGGGCAAGCUGACUCUGGUUUAUUUUCAAAAAAACAAACA